GAAAUCAUUUGUGAGAAUUUACCCACACCACCCUUUCACCCGAAGGGCAUGAAUCCUCCUGGUUAUUAAAAAAGAAUGAGUUAUGAGUGUCAUGACUCAUGAGAAUUGACAAGCGAUUGUGACACGUUAUCCAUUGCAGGAUAACAUCCCCUGCAAACUGCACAAUUGUCACUCCACCCUUCUCCCACCAACCACAACAUGGAGUCGCGUAUCCUCUCCUCCGGGCCCACCAUCCCUCGCCUCACCAAACCGGCCGGAAGAAUCAACACUAUCGCCGUCUCAUCUCUGGCGACCCUCAACACCACUGGCGGCAACCUAAUUUGGGGAAGACAGCUCCGCCCUAGCUUACUAAACCUAAAUUUCUCGUCUCCGUCACCGUUAGUUUCAACUCCGGCGAAGCGUGCUCGUAAUGUUCUCAAACCGUCUGCUGCUACUGCUAGUGAUUCCGGCGGGGAUGCUGCUCCGGAAAGCUUCUUGGCCAAGAAUCCAUGGCUGACUACCGGAUUCUUCUUCUUCAUGUGGUACUUUCUGAAUGUCAUCUUCAACAUACUCAACAAGAAGAUCUACAACUACUUCCCAUAUCCCUAUUUCGUGUCGGCCAUUCAUUUAGGUGUUGGAGUGGUUUAUUGUCUCGGUAGCUGGACUGUUGGUCUACCCAAACGCGCUCCCAUUGACUCAAACCUUCUGAAGCUUCUUAUUCCUGUGGCCUUUUGUCAUGCUCUAGGCCAUGUCACCAGUAACAUAUCAUUUGCAGCUGUUGCUGUCUCAUUCACCCACACAAUCAAAGCCCUUGAGCCGUUCUUCAACGCUGCUGCUUCUCAAUUUAUUCUCGGACAGUCGAUUCCCAUAACUCUAUGGCUUUCUUUGGCACCUGUUGUUAUUGGUGUAUCGAUGGCCUCCUUGACUGAGCUGUCAUUCAACUGGCUAGGGUUUACCAGUGCCAUGAUUUCCAAUAUCUCCUUCACCUACAGGAGUAUUUACUCAAAGAAAGCAAUGACUGAUAUGGAUAGUACUAACUUGUAUGCCUACAUUUCCAUCAUUGCACUCCUCUUCUGUAUCCCGCCUGCUAUAAUUUUGGAGGGACCUCAACUUAUAAAGCAUGGAUUUAGUGAUGCAAUUGCUAAAGUUGGCCUGACUAAGUUCGUAACUGAUUUGUUUUGGGUCGGAAUGUUCUAUCACCUCUACAAUCAGCUUGCAACCAACACUCUGGAAAGGGUGGCACCUCUUACGCAUGCAGUGGGCAACGUGUUGAAACGAGUGUUUGUGAUUGGGUUCUCAAUCGUCGUGUUUGGUAACAAGAUCUCAACACAAACAGCCAUUGGUACAUCCAUCGCGAUUGCUGGAGUUGCAAUCUACUCCCUCAUCAAGGCCAAGAUAGAAGAAGAGAAACGGGGUCUGAAAAAAACAUGAGGCCGUGCAGAAUGGAAUCGAAGGGACGAGGUGUAUUUAUAUUACUAUGUAUAUUGUUUCUACACGUAGCAAAUUUGCUACAGUUAUGGAGACGUUCUUCUUUGGUUUUUUGCGCCUAUGGGAGUAAACGAAUUUGAAUCUCGUUUAGACAUCAAUAAUGUAUUAUUCUCUCUUUACUACCGAUAUAUUAUACCUACAUAUUGUGGAGUUCUUCUCCUCUGUUGUAAUCUUCAUUAGCAUCAGCUUAUUAACUGAGGGUGAAGUUGGUUGAAUAUUUUCUACUGUAUGAUUAUAAAUAGGGUUGGAUCUCAUGAGUCUUUAUGAAAA
Messenger RNA from Helianthus annuus (common sunflower), 1737 nucleotides. Its product is annotated as triose phosphate/phosphate translocator, chloroplastic. NCBI's taxonomy places the organism in Eukaryota, Viridiplantae, Streptophyta, Magnoliopsida, Asterales, Asteraceae. Bases 199 to 1410 code for a protein of 403 amino acids. Gene Ontology annotation, molecular function: antiporter activity. The record is from RefSeq and is a predicted model, not a curated record. The transcript is spliced from 12 exons. Gene Ontology annotation, cellular component: Golgi apparatus; membrane. Gene Ontology annotation, biological process: transmembrane transport.